AUGGGCAUCACUUUGAAGGUGACUGAAGAUGGGAGAUGCUUUGUAGCUCGAAUCAUGCACGGAGGAAUGAUUCACAGGCAAGCCACUUUGCAUGUAGGCGACGAAAUUCGUGAAAUUGAUGGAAUAUCCGUUGCCAAUCGUUCGGUAGAGUCACUACAACAAAUGCUGAGAGAUGCUCGAGGGCAGGUUACCUUCAAGAUUGUCCCGUCAUAUCGCUCCGCACCACCCGCAUGUGAAAUUUUUGUGCGUGCUCAAUUUGAUUAUGAUCCUUCUGAAGAUGAUUUGAUUCCCUGUCCACAAGCAGGCGUUCCUUUUAAAACUGGUGACAUACUCCAGGUGAUCUCAAAAGAUGAUCAUAACUGGUGGCAAGCACGAUUUGUCUCGAGCUUUCCUUCUUUUGGAACAUCGUCAACUGUCUCACUCAACGUUGCUGGACUAAUACCUUCUCCAGAGUUGCAAGAAUGGAGGACUGCUUGUUUAGCGAUGGAGAGAGCGAAAGAUCAUUCACAUUGUAUGUGGUUCAAUAGAAGAAAGAAGUAUUAUACAACAAAAUAUCUCCAAAAACAUUCUGCUCUUUUUGAUCAACUGGACCUUGUUACAUACGAAGAGGUAAUGCGAUUGUCGCAGUAUCGGCGGAAAACAUUGGUACUAUUAGGGGCGCAUGGUGUUGGGCGGCGACACAUCAAAAAUACACUCAUCCAUAGGCACCCAAAUAAAUUUGCUUAUCCGAUACCACAUACAACGAGGCCUCCACGAAAGGAGGAAGUUGAUGGAAAGCAUUACUUUUUCGUUUCCAACGACCAAAUGCUUAUUGACAUACAAAACAAUGAGUACCUUGAAUAUGGGACUCAUGAAGAAAGCAUGUAUGGAACGAAGCUGGAAACGAUUCGUAACAUACACAAAAGUGGUAAAGUAGCAAUACUAGAUGUAGAACCGCAAGCGCUAAAGGUGUUGAGGACAGCAGAGUACUCACCAUUUGUCGUUUUUAUUGCAGCUCCCAAUCUGCAGGGUCUCCAGGAUCCUGACGGUAGUCUGGAGCGACUCCUGCGAGAAUCUGAGAUCCUUCGGCAAGCGUUUGGCCAUUUGUUCGACUAUGUGAUAGUUAACAAUGAUAUUGAUGAAACUAUUGUUCAACUGGAACAAAUUGCUGAAAAGCUAUCAGUCUGCCCACAGUGGUUGCCGGUUUCAUGGGUAUACUGA
Messenger RNA from Strongylus vulgaris, 1200 nucleotides. The record is from the annotation of a GenBank genome assembly. Lineage: Eukaryota; Metazoa; Nematoda; Chromadorea; Rhabditida; Strongylidae.